Molecule: messenger RNA, 897 nt
Organism: Huiozyma naganishii CBS 8797
Lineage: Eukaryota; Fungi; Ascomycota; Saccharomycetes; Saccharomycetales; Saccharomycetaceae
Gene: CTP1
Product: Ctp1p
Exons: 1
Coding region: 1-897 (298 amino acids)
Biological process (GO): mitochondrial citrate transmembrane transport
Molecular function (GO): tricarboxylate secondary active transmembrane transporter activity
Source: RefSeq, a predicted model, not a curated record
AUGUCCCAAACUCAGAAACCAAAAGUGGAUCCAGCGAAAUCCUUCGUUGCAGGUGCCCUGGCAGGCGCGAUCGAAGCCUCGAUCACGUAUCCGUUUGAGUUUGCAAAGACUCGACUGCAACUUAUUGACAAGACGUCCAAAGCAUCCAGAAAUCCAUUGGUUUUGAUAUAUAAUACGGCUAAGGCUCAAGGUAUUGGCUCUAUUUACGUUGGUUGUCCCGCAUUUAUUGUAGGUAAUACGGCUAAAGCGGGGAUCAGAUUUCUUGGGUUUGACACUAUCAAAGAUCUUUUAAGAGAUCGUGAAACUGGCGAACUCAGUGGUACUAAGGGUGUCAUUGCUGGUCUGGGAGCUGGUCUGCUGGAAAGUGUCGUUGCUGUCACCCCAUUUGAAGCUAUCAAAACCGCUCUGAUUGACGACAAGCAGGCAACCACGCCAAAGUACCAAAACAAUGGUCGUUCCAUGCUAGCAAAUUAUGCUAGACUAGUCAAGGAUGAAGGCUUUUCUGGCUUGUACAGAGGUGUGUUACCUGUUUCUAUGAGGCAGGCGGCAAACCAAGCUGUGAGACUGGGCUGUUACAAUAAAAUCAAAACUUCCAUUCAAGAAUAUACCAACUCUCCUAAAGACAAGCCGCUGUCCUCGGGUUUGACUUUUGUCGUUGGUGCAUUCAGUGGUAUUGUCACAGUGUACAGUACGAUGCCAAUCGACACCGUCAAAACGAGAAUGCAAAGUUUGGAUUCGACGAAGUAUACAUCAACAGUUAAUUGUUUUACCACGAUUUUCAAAGAGGAGGGGUUGAAGGUGUUCUGGAAGGGUGCUACUCCAAGAUUGGGUAGGUUGAUACUGAGCGGUGGUAUUGUCUUCACUAUUUAUGAGAAGGUGCUCGUUGUGCUGGGCUAA